GGUAGCUGAUUGGGUUGCGUCAGUUCCAAACCAAACACAACCGCGAAAACAUCAAAUUCGCAACGAAAAAUCCUAAGUCGUCGCAACUCCUAAACAAACACAUCAACACAACGAUUUAAAAAUGUCUUUAAUCCCGUUGAUCUUCCGCGACAUGGCUCACAUGAUGCGCCCCCUUCGCAUGUUAGAAAACCACAUGAGAAUGACUGAAGAACUGCUUCAACCCUUCAUGGUCGAAAUAAAUAAAUCUCAUAAAAGAUUUCCAUUGGAUUACAAAGAACAACCGGAAAGCAUCACCCACAACGAUGAAAAAUUCGAAGUUAAACUUGACGUUCAAAAUUUUUCGCCAGAAGAUAUCACCGUUAAAACAGCCGGAGAAAAUGCGAUUCAAGUAGAAGCGAAACAUGAAAAGAAAGAAGAUUCCGGUUUUAUCACGCGACAUUUCGUAAGGAAAUUUGUAAUUCCUCGUGGACAUGAAUUGAAAAAUGUCGUUUCAACUUUGUCAUCGGAUGGGAUUCUUACCAUUACUGCACCGAGGAAGGUCGAUCCUGCGUUGGAAGAGAAAAUUAUUAAGGUUAAUAUUACUGGACCUGAAAGGGUGGAAGAUAAAAAGAUUGAAGAUAAGAAGGUUGAGGAGAAAGAAGGUUAAAGAAAAGUAAAAUUUAAGAAAAAUUGAUGUAGUUUAAAUUAGGAUUAAUAAAUUUGAUGAGAUAUUAAA
This is a messenger RNA of Onthophagus taurus, 715 nucleotides long. Its product is annotated as protein lethal(2)essential for life-like. Gene Ontology annotation, biological process: response to heat; protein refolding. NCBI's taxonomy places the organism in Eukaryota, Metazoa, Arthropoda, Insecta, Coleoptera, Scarabaeidae. The record is from RefSeq and is a predicted model, not a curated record. Gene Ontology annotation, cellular component: cytoplasm; nucleus.